Molecule: messenger RNA, 1215 nt
Organism: Clupea harengus (Atlantic herring)
Lineage: Eukaryota; Metazoa; Chordata; Actinopteri; Clupeiformes; Clupeidae
Product: GTPase IMAP family member 4-like
Exons: 3
Molecular function (GO): GTP binding
Source: RefSeq, a predicted model, not a curated record
AUGGCUGCUCCAGGACCUCACGCCUUCCUGCUGGUGGUCCCUCUCGGGAAGCCUCUCUCAGAGGGGGACGUGAGAGCUGUGGAGUGGAUCAAACAGAGGCUGGGCGAGGAGGCUCUACGGAUGACUGUCGUUUUGUUUACUGGGAGAGAGAAGGUCACGAGUCGAGAGUGGGACCACUUCCUGUCACAGCAGGAAGUGCAGGGCCUGAUCAGAAGCUGUGGGGGAGGCUACCACACUGUGAACAGCAAGGCAGAGAUGGAGCCGUGUCAUCUGAUGAAGCUGCUGGAGAAGAUAGAUGCUGUGGUGGAGAGGAGUGGAGGGGAACUCUACGCUACUGACAAGUUCCUGGAGGCUCGGAGGGAGGUCGAAGUUGAAGAGGAGGAAGUGAGAAGGCAGAGACAGGAGCAGGAGAGGAACCGGCAGGAGAGAGGAACACGGAGAAAAAGUAUUACUCCACCUCCCGAAAUUUUGACUGUUUCCUCCACAGUGUCUCCUCUAAGGGCCGUGCUGCUGGGGAAAACUGGUUCUGGAAAGAGUGCCUCAGCAAACACCAUCCUGGGAAGGAAAGCUUUUAAAGAGGCUGUCUCAUUUGAAUCUGUGACUGAAAAAUGCAGUAAUCAACAUAUUGUAGUGGAUGGUAGACACAUUACAGUGAUUGAUACACCAGGAUUAUUUGGUACAGAACAGCCUACAGAAGAGCUGAAUGGUGAGAUAGAGAAGUGUGUUGAGAUGUCUCUCCCUGGGCCUCAUGCCUUCCUGCUGGUGAUCAGAUUAGAUGUGAGGUACACAGAGGAGGAGAGGAAUGCUGUGAAGUGGAUCCAGGAGAACUUUGGUGAGGGAGUGCUGAAGUACACUAUAGUGCUCUUCACUCAUGGGGAUGUGCUGAAGGGGAUAUCAGUGGAAGCUUUUCUGCUCAAAAAUCCUCAUCUCACACCUCUUACUAGACAUGUUGAGGGUAGAUUUCACGUCUUCAACAAUAAGAGUGAAGACAGCACUCAGGUCAGAGACCUUUUGGAGAAAAUUGAGGCCAUGGUGAAGAAAAAUGGGGGUACAAACUACACCAGUGAGAUGUACAAGGAGGUGCAGAGAGAAAUAAAAGAAAAGGAGAGGAUAAGAGAAGAGGAGGAGAGAAAUAGAAAACAAGAAGCAGAGAUGAUGUUAGAAGAGGAGAGGAGAAAAAGGGAAGAGGCAGAGAUGAAGGCAGAUGAAGAAAGA